AUGAACGACGAGAGAUUCCUAGUUAGUGGUUGGGAAGAUGAUAUAAAUGAUAUUGACGAAACAAGGAAUCCAACAGACACAUUAGAGAAGAAAAUACUGGAUGCAUGUGAGAAUGGGACACUUGAAGAGGUAAAAAAAAUCUUAGAAGAGCAUCCUGAUCUAGUGGGUGUGAGAGAUAAGGAUGGUUAUACACCUUUACAUAGGUAGACUAUUUGUUUGCAAUACAACUUAUACCAUGAUCUUUAACACUGCAUCGGUGGCGCUGGUUUUUUUAACACCAGUGGUGGCGUGGGGUAUUGUAUACCCCAUCUAAGGAAUGUGGAUCUUUGGGGUAUAAACAGUAUAAUUAUUAUCAAUGUAUACAAGAACUGUUAAUAAUAUAAUAUAAUAAUACAUCAAGUCACCUAAAUAAGUAACUGUGUAACUGGAGAACUGAACAGAAUGAAGCAAAAUAUAGAAAAAUAAUAAUUAAACUGAAAAAAUAAAACCACUCAUAGUCUCCCUAUUUCACUCAUCUUCAUGGUCGCUGCUUCCGUCACUGGCGUUGUCAUAACAGGCGGUACAUAUAUUAUGUUGGUGAUCCUUGCACACAAAAUUCCGGCAUUCACUGCAUCUAGCUGUUGUUUUUUUAUCAUUUUUCCUGGGACAUAUGUGACAGCGGCCUGUUUUUCUUUCUCGAGCUCCUCCGUCUUCAUUAGGAGUUUCUUGUAUUCUUAGCAAGUUGUGUGCUUUUUGUCGAAUCACCCUCGGUACAUUUUGGCUGUAAAUUCUACGCAUUAUGCAGGGUCUGACCAGUUCUGAUGCAAGACUUUUCAAAAACUGACGCCUCAGUACAUUUACAAGAUUCCCAUUUGUUACAUAUAAAUUUAAUGCAUUUAUAGCCGCUAUAUUCAUUAC
Molecule: messenger RNA, 897 nt
Organism: Acanthoscelides obtectus
Lineage: Eukaryota; Metazoa; Arthropoda; Insecta; Coleoptera; Chrysomelidae
Source: the annotation of a GenBank genome assembly